Messenger RNA from Anopheles bellator, 1272 nucleotides. RefSeq names its product basic helix-loop-helix neural transcription factor TAP (gene tap). Lineage: Eukaryota; Metazoa; Arthropoda; Insecta; Diptera; Culicidae. Bases 1 to 1272 code for a protein of 423 amino acids. The record is from RefSeq and is a predicted model, not a curated record. The transcript has a single exon. Gene Ontology annotation, molecular function: protein dimerization activity.
AUGUCCUCGUACUGUGGGUUCGACGAGCGAUCGUUCGAAGACUUCGACGAGUACACGUCGGAGGACAGUGGGUUCGAGAAGAGUUACGAGUCGUACGGGGCCGAUCCGUCGUUCGCCGGGUGCGUGACGCAGGUGCCGCGAAAGCUGAACUUUGAAAAUGUGGCCAUCGUCCCGCCGCCGACGAUAGGACCAACGACGUCGGGCGAAGUGGAGGAACCGGUUGGGGCUGGCCGGCAGUCGCUCAAGGAUAGGAGCGGUCCACCGUUCAGCCCGAACCUUGGCCUGCAGACUUCGACCCCGACGAAACCGGACGGAGUGGCCGAAGCGAAGCCUAAGCGCAAAUACGCGAUGGGCAAGAGCCGUCUGUCGCGCAACCGGAGUCCUACGCAGGUCCAACGCAUCAAGCGGGUCCGCCGGCUGAAGGCGAACGAUCGCGAGCGGAACCGGAUGCACACGCUAAACGAGGCGCUGGAACGGUUGCGGCUAACGUUGCCCACCUUCCCGGAGGACACCAAGUUGACGAAGAUCGAAACGCUGCGCUUCGCGUACAACUACAUCUUCUCGCUGGUACAGCUUCUGGAGCUCGAUGGUACGAUCCAUUUCGAUCUGGAGAAGCUCCAGAGCCUGACGCUAAGCGGCGAGCGCAUCAACAAGGAGCUGUUCGACGCAAUGUUCAUCAACCCUUCGACGGCGAUCCACUGGGGUGCGAUGGGGUCCGGAUUUACGCCCGGUGACUUCUACAGCAGCAUGCAGCAGUUCGGAGCAGCGAUGAACGGACCGGCGGCUGGUGAAGGAUCGUUCACCGGUGGGGCACCCGGAGGAAGUUAUUCCAAGCAGAACUACCAACUGUUUCGCGGUGCCUUCGAUGUGGCCUACAACUCACCAGCUCCCUCCCAAUCGUACGGACCAGGUGCGUACCCAGGACCCCAGCAACACCAGCAGCCACAGGAGAGCCAUCAUCAUCAUCAUCAUCAGCUCCAGCCGCGACAGAGUGUAGCGCAGCAGCCAUACGCUCGCGAAACCUACUACCCGGCCGUGUCACCGUGUGCUAGCAACAAAAUGGCCGGUUUUGGGCAUGGCGAUGCGCUGGGUGACACCUCCGCUCGGCAGCGCCAGCAAUCACCACCGGGGGCCACGGGGCACACCAUGCACUACACCAGCAGCUUCUACAACCAGACGCCUCCGUGGCGCGACGGAACCGGUGACGGAGCGUACACCGGGCUGGAGGCGGGUCUUUUCGAAGACUUCGCCGGCGGCACCACCGUGGCCUGA